AUGCCAAUCGUACUUGGACGGGAAGUCGGCCCAAUAGGCUUUGGCUUGAUGGGCCUCACAAUUCGACCCGAUCCCAUACCAUAUGAUGAAGCAGUCAAAGUGAUGAAACGAUCCUUGGAGCUAGGGGCCAACUUGUGGAAUGCCGGCGAAAUCUACGGGCCACCACACGCAAACUCGCUCCAUCUGCUUGAAUAUUAUUUCAGAAAGUACCCAGAGGAUAGCGAGAAGGUGGUUUUGAGCAUCAAGGGCUGUUUUUCCUUUGCAACCGGCCCCGAUGGUAGCCCAGAGGGCGUCCGCAAGAGUGUUGAGAAUUGCCUUGAAAUUCUCCAAGGAAGAGUAUUCAUAAGCAUUUUUGAGCCAGCACGUGUGGAUCCAAAUGUCCCUAUUGAAAAGACGGUAGAGGCUCUUGUAGAAUAUGUCAAGGCUGGUAAAAUAGGUGGAAUCGGGCUGAGCGAGUGCAGCGCAUCAAGCAUCCGUCGAGCGCAGGCGGUUCACCCUAUCUCCGCAGUGGAAGUUGAAUUGUCUCUCUUUUCUCGCGAAGUGUUAGAAAAUGGCGUUUCAGUUGCUUGUGCUGAACUGGACAUUCCGCUUAUCGCCUACUCGCCCCUUUCUAGGGGAUUCCUAACUGGCCAGGUCAAGAGUCUCGAUGAUAUACCUGCAAAUGACUCGAGAAGAAACCUCCCUCGCUUCCAGCCAGAAACCUUCGAGUUGAAUAUGCGCCUUGUCAACCAAGUCCAAAACAUCUCGGCCGCCAAAUCUAUUCCUAUGACUCAGACGGCCAUUGCAUGGGUGUGCUCUCAAGGUCGUCCGACCACGCCUCGGGCUCCGCAGGUCAUACCGAUCCCAGGCUGCACUACCGUCGCUCGGGUAGAAGAAAAUCUCAAGAAAGCCACCCUGGAACAAAAUUAUCUCUCCGAUAUCGAUGAACUCUUGAAGCAUACCUCGGUACACGGUGACAGAUAUGGCGGCAAAGUUGCAGCUUACAUGAACGGCUAA
This is a messenger RNA of Talaromyces rugulosus, 996 nucleotides long. RefSeq lists its product as uncharacterized. The transcript has 2 exons. Bases 1 to 996 code for a protein of 331 amino acids. Gene Ontology annotation, cellular component: cytoplasm. Lineage: Eukaryota; Fungi; Ascomycota; Eurotiomycetes; Eurotiales; Trichocomaceae. The record is from RefSeq and is a predicted model, not a curated record.